UUUCUUUUUUUAAACAAUCAGGGAACACUGGGUGUAAUAAUAAAAGUCGGCAUACAAAAAAAAAAACAAAAAACAAGAGGUGGAGGAAAACAUUUUUUACUCCUGUGCACUCUUUUUCACAGAGCUGAAAUACACUGGCUCCUUGUUCAUGGCAAUAUAUCUAAUUUAUUAAUUUAUUUCUCUUCGUGUUCACAUGACUUUUUAUGCACACUGAACGGUUAAAGUGUGUGUCGGUGUUUCCCUGCACUGCUAACAUGUAAUAGAUGGGUGUAAAGUCACGGAUGGUCUCCGGUCUCGGUCAUCUGUCCCCGGGGACCCGCGCCCCUCCCUGCGGCGUUAUCGCAGCACACCUCCCCGCUUCUCUCCUCGAAAAGCUGCUGAUGAAGGGAAAUCGGGAGGCGGGAGAAGAAAUGGCGGAGAGAGAGAAGAGGAAAAGCCCGACUCCUGCACAGUCCUCCCGGGCCGCACCGCCGCGGGCCGCCGCUCUCAGGUUAACCCAUGACAUAAGCUUAGACGAAUUUGAGGAUGAGGACUUGUCGGAAAUCACAGAGAUCACAGAUGAGCGAGGCCUCAGCCUUAACUGCAAUGGUCUCGACAUCAAGGGUCACAUGGUGCGACCGUCCAGUAGCGUUGCUCGGAGGGCGGAGCCGGGCGCAGCGGGGCAUGUCUGCUCAGAGACGCUUGCCUUAGAGAUGAUCAACGGAGCAGUGGGAACACACACUGGUGACACACACGCCACGAGCACACGCUCCAAGGAUACAUACACCAUGGACACGUACCGACCCAAACGACCCACCACGCUCAACCUGUUCCCACAGGUGCCCCGCACGCAGGACACGCUGAACAACAACUCGUUUGGAAAGAAGUACAGCUGGCAGGAGAAAGUCUCACACUCGACCUCGCCACAAAAAACAGGCGAUCUGGCACCUCGUGAGCACAUCUGUCUGAGCGACGAGGACAAAAUCAAAACCGAAACCAAAGACUGCGGCACUUCGACAGACACGCCCACCAAACGUCCAGCCCCUUCCAGACACCCUGCUCCAUCUGUAGCCCCGCCCAUUAAAGCUAGCGCGUGUGAGCGCAUUCGAUAUCACACGAACGUGUGCAUGGAAGCUACCGAGGAGAUUUACCUGACUCCCGAUAGACCGGGCCGCAUGUCAGUCAUCACCGACAGUGAGGCCCCGCCCCCUUAUCAUCCUCCGCUUUACGAAAAGGCGAACGCAGCCAUCAUGGAGGGAUUAGAGGAAGAGCCUCCGCCGUCUUACGCGUCCUGUGUGGCAGCUUCUGCAUCACUUGAUCUCAGGAGCAGGAGAAGAAGAAACAGCCGAGGAAGUGCUGAGCUCAGGAGGAGAGGAAGGAAGGAAGAGGAAGCGGAGGAGGGAGACGAAGAGGAAACUAGGAUUUCUUCGAACGGACUCUCAUACGAUUCGGUCAAAUACACGCUUGUGGUGGACGAAGACGCGCAGCUGGAGCUCGUGAGCCUGAAAGAGUGCUUUCACAGCUACAGCGACGACAGCGACUCGGCCACCGUCUACGAUAACUGCGUCUCGUCGCCAUAUGGUGAGGAAUUCGAGGAAGAUGAGGAAGUGGAUGUAGACGAAGCGCAUGGUGCCGGAAGGGCAAGAAUGGGCGGAGCCAAGCGGGAAGCCACUGCCUGCUUAUCGGAAGACUCCACGCCCGAGGCAGAUAUUCCGUUCUCUAGAAAGUUCCUCAACGUCUUUAUGAACGGGCGAUCACGCUCUUCCAGUUCCGAGUCCUUUGGUUUGUUUACCUGCAUUGUUAACGGAGAAGAGAGAGAUCAGAGUCAUCGGGCCGUGUACAGGUUUUUCCCUCGUCAUGAGGACGAGCUGGAGCUGGAAGUGGACGAUCCUUUACUAGUGGAGGACCAGGGGGAGGAUUUCUGGUACGAGGGCUACAACAUGCGCACCGGAGCCCGGGGGAUAUUUCCUGCGUACUAUGCCACUGAAGUGACCAAGGAGCCUGAGCAGAUUAAAAAAGUGAGAAGUGCAGACUGGCUGGAGAGGUACAGCCUGAAAUUCCUCGGCUCUGUCCAAGUGCCCUACCACAAAGGGAACGAGGUGCUCUGUGCAGCCAUGCAGAAGGUCGCCAACAACAGGAGGAUGACUCUGCAUUAUAACCCCCCUUCAUCCUGCAUAUUGGAAAUCAACAUGAAAGGAGUGAAACUCGCAGUGCAGGACGACUAUGGAGUAUACGGCAGAAACAGUCCAUGCAGCCACUUCUUCCAGCUGAAGAACAUCUCAUUCUGUGGCUAUCAUCCGAAAAACAACAAAUACUUUGGCUUCAUCACGAAACACCCGGCAGAUCAGAGAUUCGCCUGCCACGUGUUUGUGUCUGAAAACUCCACCAAGGCGCUUGCAGAGGCUGUGGGGAAAGCGUUCCAGCUGUAUUAUAAAGAGUUCGUGGAGUUUUCCUGCCCUACAGAAGACAUCUAUCUGGAAUAAUCACGACUCUGCUUGUACAGACGUGCGGAAGGACGGGUGUUCUCGUAACGUAACCGAAAGCUAACACUAACGAGAGGAGGCGUCGCGGAGAGCAUUCCGCGCUUCAGUGGGUUUUAUAACAAGAGAAAAGAAGACGUGAAAAGAGCUGAAUUUUGGUUUGGACUUCAUAUCACUCAACUCACAUGAGACUGAAUCUUAACCAUAGCUUCUGAGGUUUAGAACACUAUCAUCACAAAAAAACUGCUAUUAAUGAUGCCAUAGAAACACCAAGAAGGUCAUUUGUUUAAAAAAAAAAAACCGAAAACGUCAGUAAUUCUGCGCAGAAUAUUAAACAUACCGUAAAGUUUUAGUUGCGGUUGCUUACACAGGAAAGCAGCCUGUAGUACACCAUUGCAGACUUUUCUGGCCUCAAGCUUCAGAAUAUGGACGGAUAAAGUUUGUGGCCGUCCAGACAGCGGGUAAAGAUGGACGCGUUUUCUACUCUACUCUAUAAUCAUUAGGGUACGGUGGUGAAUGAUUAGUCAUUUGUAAUGUCAGAUGUCUGUUUCACAAACAUUCAGGGCUUCUGAGACUAGCUUGGCGUUAACAUGAUUUUAUUAUUAUUAUUAUUAUUUAACAUUUUUUUACUUUGACCCAUCAUCACAUGAUCAGAAAAUGCCCCGAUUGGACUGACUGCGAAAGUGAACGAGGAAGUUUCAACAAAAGGAGCUUGGCUACGGAUGUUUUCCAGGAAACGUCACCGCGGCACUGAGCUACAGCAACACUAAUGGGACAAAUACUACACUGGAUGUUUAACAGAAGGACUGGUUUAAUGGGGAAAAAAACUGUAGUAUUAUAUUCAUUAUAUAUCAGCGACGAUGAAGUAUGUAACUGGAUGAACACCGAAACCUCCACACGUCCCCCUCUGCAGUAUUGUAGCGCUCCAGGUACUUACACCAAGCUUCCGUUUACUUAACUGAAGAUUCACACGAGGAUCUCCUGAGCUGAUUAAUAACUGUUCUGAGUAACAGACUUAAGAGCUAGUGAUGCUGUAAGACUUUUACUCAUGAAUUUAAUUUGCCCCUUUAUUCUUAAGGAAAGGACGUAGCACUUGUAGCAGAGUGUAAACCAGCUCAGACUGCUCUGAGUCGCGCAGACGCACGUCCUUGUUGUUUCUGAUGCUGUUAUGUGUAAAAGGGGGCCACAGAACUAAGAAACAGCGGUAGGGUCCAUCCUGAGGAUGAAGUGAAGCGUGGCUUUUGUGUUUUGUUGGAAGAACAUUAGGAGCGAUUCGGACAAUAAGAUACUUCCUGUUUAAUGCGUAGAGUGUAUUACAUGUAAAGCUAAACUGCUGGCUGAACACUUCCUUUAAUCAAUCUAAAUGAGAGCAGGAGCUUGCGGAGAUGAACGAGUGACGUUUAAAUGUAAAGUCUGACCUGGGAAGCACAUUUCACAAUAACGAGUUAUGAGUUUAUUUCCUCUAGUGCCUUUUCAUACUUGAUUUCCUAAAUCAUAAUGGCGAUAAGCGGCGAACGCGUGGCGUUUGCGUUAACGAUCGCUCGUGUUGCGUGCCGUGUCGGACGAGAGCGUUUCAGGACAGGUGUAAGUCCCGUCGCUGAUUUAUUUACAAGGGCUAAGAGAAUAUAUAUCAGAUUGACAUGACGAUGCUAACGGUGUCGUUUCGAUUAUCCGCUACGCAGUGCAUCGUUCUGUGUACGUUCUGUCAUCCCAAAAGUCUUCUGAAAGAUCCGCGUUUAAAAUUGGGUUCGAGUCUUUUCCGGUUUUCAGAAAGCGCUUGCGUUCAUUUUAACCCUGCUUCGUGAAACUCCUCCAAACCUGUAGGAGCUAGGAUCUCCCGAAUUCACUGUAAUAAGACAUUUUUGUAAAAUGUGAAUAUACUUCCUGAAAUGUAAAUUCUAUUCUGGAAUUAAACAAUGGUAAAGUAAA
Ictalurus punctatus (channel catfish) is the source of this 4388-nucleotide messenger RNA. RefSeq names its product mitogen-activated protein kinase 8 interacting protein 1b (gene mapk8ip1b). Gene Ontology annotation, cellular component: cytoplasm. The record is from RefSeq and is a predicted model, not a curated record. The transcript has 12 exons. The coding region runs from base 264 to 2462 and encodes 732 amino acids. Gene Ontology annotation, biological process: regulation of JNK cascade. Lineage: Eukaryota; Metazoa; Chordata; Actinopteri; Siluriformes; Ictaluridae. Gene Ontology annotation, molecular function: protein binding.